AUGGACGACCUAAAAGACAAGAGUAUUCAUCACACCACAAUCAAAAUAUGCGAUGAUUUAAAGAAGUCAGCACCAUACUUGAGUUUGUACGAAGACAUACAGAAAUUGGUGGUCACACCUAGUGUAAAAGCCGACGACUUCAAGAAUACCUUACUAAGAGCGAUGCAGGAAAAUGGCCUAGCUUCAGAACUGAAAAACAACGUCUAUAGAUGGAUAAAGACGAAAAAGAAAGAAACCAGCCCUUACGAUUCAUUCUUCAGGAAGUGCCAAAUACACUGGGACAAGAGGAUCCACAAGUCGCUGAACUCCAUGUGCAACGAACUAGGCAUAAAUCUAGCGAAAGUUAGGAACACUAACGAACGAGAAGAAAUUGUCAACAAGUGGACAGAACUAAGCAAUUUCGAAGUGGAAAUCCACAAGUACAGACCAGUCUAUGCUCCAAAGGAUUUUUUGGAAGUGUUGUUGAACUUAAAAGGCCCUAUAAAAGACAGGGAAAACGUUCAAUGGGAAUUUAGCCAACUACCACUUAAAGUAAAAAAUUUAGCAGAACUGAGAAGUUUCUACGUGGAACUGUCUAGAGGGGAGCAAAUUUUAUGCGUAAAUUCCUCCCUCAGUACUCCUCAAAGUUUUACAAUUUUCGAGGCUGAGAGAAUAGCUCUCGGCGAGAAAAUUUUAGCAAAAAAUUAUGCACCUUUAGCUCAAGAGUUUCUGAAGAAGGGAUGUCCCAGAUGUCUCAGGGCCAAAAUGUGGACUCUGCUGCUUGGCGCUGAAGUAAAAAUUCCUCAAAACCACUAUUUCGAAAGCUUAAAGGAGCACGUUCUCCAAUACGAUUUAAUGACUGACAAGUUGAUAAUUAAAGAUAUAAAUCUGACCGCCUCAAAUGACGACCAGUAUUUUGUUUUUGAGGACGUAUUGUAUCAGGUGAUGUUGUGCUUUUCUAGAGACGGCGACAUCCUUAAGCAAUUACCCAGCCAACCAGCAUUCAUGCAAGUGGUCGUUAAAGGGAAACAAAACCAGCCGGAAAGCACCAUGGUUUUUCCACCAAGUGGCGUCAUUCCCUUUCAUGGUUUUACCAUGUAUGCUGCUCCAUUUUGUUAUUUAUUCGAGAACCCCAUCGAACUGUACUUCGUUUUUCGAGCGUUCUAUUUGAGGUACUGGCACAAACUGCACAGAGUGUGCGCUAGUUCCCAAGGCAUCGUCUCCUUAUGCCUCCAGUUUGAGAAGCUGCUUCAGUGUUACGAGCCUUUUUUAUGGAACCACUUCAAAAAGUGUCACAUACCCCCGUUGAGGGUGGUUAUAAAAUGGAUGAUGCGAGGCUUUAGCGGCCAUUUGCCGCCCGAGCAGCUUCUGACACUAUGGGACCUAAUCCUUGCAUACGAUUCGUUAGAAAUCAUACCCCUUUUGGCUGUGGUGAUCGUCAUUUUUCGAAAAGAUAAUUUAAUGAAAGUCAGCACCCUCCAAAACGUCGAGGCUGUCCUCGCUGACUUAUCUUCGAUAGCAGUCAUACCCUUGUUACAAAUGGCACUUAUGAAGGAACCACACUAG
Messenger RNA from Anoplophora glabripennis (Asian longhorned beetle), 1545 nucleotides. RefSeq names its product TBC1 domain family member 19. The record is from RefSeq and is a predicted model, not a curated record. Lineage: Eukaryota; Metazoa; Arthropoda; Insecta; Coleoptera; Cerambycidae. The transcript has 9 exons. The coding region runs from base 1 to 1545 and encodes 514 amino acids.